Messenger RNA from Cyprinodon tularosa, 2455 nucleotides. Its product is annotated as neurocalcin-delta A. The transcript is spliced from 5 exons. Lineage: Eukaryota; Metazoa; Chordata; Actinopteri; Cyprinodontiformes; Cyprinodontidae. The record is from RefSeq and is a predicted model, not a curated record. Gene Ontology annotation, cellular component: cytosol. Gene Ontology annotation, molecular function: calcium ion binding; actin binding; tubulin binding. Gene Ontology annotation, biological process: calcium-mediated signaling. Bases 280 to 861 code for a protein of 193 amino acids.
ACUCAGUUUGAGGGCUUUGAAUAAACCUCCAGCUCAGUCCAGGAGUCUGUCAGAUACCGUUAGCUCUGCUACGGUCGCCUAUUCGCUCCUUCUUCUCUCCCCCUCGGGUGUGCUGUCCCCCUCCCUCCUCCUAUUAUCAUUGUUUUGUCUCUUGCUCCUCCUGCUGCUGUUACUGCAAACUUAGUCUAGAGUGAAAUUCCUGUAUGAUGGACUGCUGAGCAGCUUUUUGUUAUCUACAAAGUGAGCAGCGAGCUGAGUGCCCGACAGGACAAACGAGACAUGGGGAAGCAGAACAGCAAGCUGCGUCCUGAGGUGAUGCAAGACCUGCUGGAGAGCACCGACUUCACUGAGCAUGAGAUCCAGGAGUGGUAUAAGGGCUUUCUGAGGGACUGCCCCAGCGGGAACCUCUCCAUGGAGGAGUUCAAGAAGAUUUACGGCAACUUCUUUCCAUACGGAGAUGCUUCCAAGUUUGCUGAGCACGUCUUUCGCACUUUCGAUGCUAAUGGUGAUGGGACAAUAGAUUUUAGGGAGUUUAUAAUCGCUUUAAGUGUGACAUCACGUGGCAAGCUGGAGCAGAAGCUGAAAUGGGCCUUCAGUAUGUACGACCUGGACGGGAAUGGGUACAUCAGUAAAUCUGAGAUGCUGGAGAUUGUGCAGGCGAUAUAUAAGAUGGUGUCCUCCGUGAUGAAGAUGCCUGAGGACGAGUCAACGCCUGAGAAGAGGACAGAGAAGAUCUUCAGGCAGAUGGACACCAACAGGGACGGUAAGCUGUCUCUGGAGGAGUUCAUCAAAGGAGCCAAAAGCGACCCCUCCAUCGUCCGCCUGCUGCAGUGCGACCCCAGCAGCGCCGGCCAGUUCUAAACCCGAGGCGGUGCCACAAUCUUUCUUCUUUAGGUGACUCUACUUGCCUAAUUCUCCACCGUGGAGCCGACUGAUGAUUAAGAAGGACAAGAUAAAGAUGAAGAAGAAGCAAGGCCUUCAACCCAUACUGAGGACUUUUUGGAGAUGGAGCCUAAAUCUUCAUCAAUACCCCCAUUGUUCCCCCUCCCCCACACUAAACACCUGUGUGUUUAACUGCCUCCCCCCCCACUCCCCCACCCUGUAGGCCUGUUAGGGUGCAAAGAAGGUUGACCGUAGGUUGUGUAUAUAUGCAGUGUAAACUGGAGUCUCUGUAUCGGUGUCUUCGCUUGGCGUUCUGUUCUCCCCGCUCUUCCAGUUAGGCCCACGACAGAAGGCAGAGAUCCAGCACGCGCUGCAGGUGAGCUCAUCCAAUCUGCAGAUUGGACCUCAGCUCACAACCAGAACUGCUUCCACUUCCUUCUUAUCGACAGCAAGAUGCUUCUCUGAUAACUCGAUAGACUUUGUUUCAUGUACCGCGCUGGAACCGCCACAUCACCACGCUUACGCUCCCUGAUUCCUAUUUUAGAUUUUUUGAUGAGCAUCCCCCCCCCCUCCUUCUGGUUCCUUUUGUUUUGUUGUGUAUUUUGGCAUACAGGAAGUAGGAGUGCAGCAACAGGAAAACCCAUGUCGCUUUUCCCGGCGGUUGAGCACAGUGUAGAUAUUUUAAACGUGUUGAGGAAAUUCCAUGUAGUCCAGAACAAAGUUGUGCUGAAAUAAUAAUAAUAAUGAAAAUAAUAAUAAUAGAAAUGUUUAUUUAAAUGUUGCAGAUAUCAAGCAUGCAGACCAGAAUCUUUUAUUUGACUAAGUGAGGUGCACGGAAACAACAAAACCCCAACUCCCCCUCGAAUGCUCUCUUUUAACGUGUUUAAUGAAAUGCUGCAUGUAGCCGUUGGGUACACAGGCCUGAAUAAUAUCAACACGUUUGCAUGUGACUUAGACGCAUGUGUGUUUUUACUAUAAGUCCUUAGAUAGUCAAACUGGUUGGUCCAAACAUCAGUGUGUGUCGGCGUCCCGCCAGCAGGAGGGUUCACUCGGCUUUACAGGAUCGCUUUUUCACUCCAACACAGAGAGAGGAGGAGAGACACGUGCAGAACCCGCCUGAACCCGGGAUCCACCUGAAGCCUCCGCCCCGAGCAUCCAGAAGCUUUGAAUGUUCACAUAGUCCAGAAGAAGAAAAGACCAACAGAGAACCCGAACUAUACCACGACGAAUCGCUUUUACUGUUUUUUUUUUUUUAUAAAUGUACACUGAUAAACUUUUCUUAUAAAAGGAUUGAAAAAGAGACAAACAUGUCGGGUAUAAUAUUUUUUGUUGAAUACAAAUUAGCAAAUUGUGCCAAAUGAAAACAAAAAACAGUAUUGUAUGAAUUUAUACUGUGCAAUUGUUAUAUGUUGAACAAACUGUUUGUAGUUGUUGAAUUUUGUAGGUUUUGUAUGGUAUCCUGUAUUUUAGUGAUGGCCGUUUUUGACACACAGGAACCUCUUUUGGAUUUGUUCUUUUUUCUUUGGUCAAUUGAAAGGUAUAGAUUAAAUCUAUGGUAUACAGUGUGCACAUA